Messenger RNA from Cotesia congregata, 1344 nucleotides. NCBI's taxonomy places the organism in Eukaryota, Metazoa, Arthropoda, Insecta, Hymenoptera, Braconidae. The record is from the annotation of a GenBank genome assembly.
AUGGCAGAGGCUUUGAUGACAAACGGUACAUCGACAGCACUUGAUGAUGGUACCCACGGGGGUAAUUAUGUGCUCAACAUCCUCAAUCACAUUAAUGAGCUCAAUGACUCGUUACUUACCAAGGAGAUUGAAUGCUUGAAGGCCAAACAUCAGGACAGUGUCAGUCAAAAGGCCACGACAACAACAACAACACAUGAAGCUAACGUUUGUCCGGUUAAUUGGGACUCGUUGUUGUGUUGGCCGUCAACUCCUGCGGGCACCAAUGUUAAGUUACCCUGCGUUGAUCAACUUUAUGGAAUUUUUUACGACAGUUCACAAAAUGCUAGCCGGUGGUGCUGGCCCAAUGGUACCUGGGAUAAUCGGACCGACUACUCACACUGUCACGAGUUGAGAUCACAAGUAGCUGAGUCCAGCGUUGAAAUAACAACGACAUUAUAUUUUGUCGGCUACAGUCUAUCACUCUCAACUCUGGUUGUCGCUGUUGCUAUUUUUCUCUACUACAAGGAGCUGAGAUGUUUAAGAAAUAACAUUCACACGAAUUUAAUGUUGACAUACAUACUUGCCGAUUUAACAUGGAUAUUAACAACAGUGAUGCAAGUUUCAAUGCAGUCAGAUAUUCCCUCCUGUAUAAUAUUUAUAUCGAUGCUUAAUUAUUUUCAUCUGACGAAUUUCUUCUGGAUGUUUGUUGAAGGUUUGUAUCUGUAUUUAUUGGUCGUAAAAACAUUUACCGGUGAUAAUAUUAAACUGCGUCUUUGUCUUGUCAUCGGAUGGGGUACUCCUAUCCUUGUGAUAGCUAUUUGGUGUAUAGCUAAAUCAACAGUUGUUAAUACUGAGAGUAUCACUCAAAAUGGAGCGCUGUAUCGACAUUGUCCGUGGAUAGUUUAUCAUCAUUACGAUUGGUUUUAUCAAAUCCCAGCAAUUACAGUACUGAGUGUAAAUGUUAUUUUUCUCUUCAUGAUCAUGUGGCAGGUUCUGAUAACAAAACUACGCUCGGCAAAUAAUGUCGAGACUCAGCAGUAUAGAAAAGCAAGCAAAGCACUACUUGUCCUCAUCCCACUCCUUGGGGUGACAUACGUAUUAGUAAUUGCUGGGCCAACUGAGGGAGAAGUUGCUAAUAUUUUUUCUUACGUCCGAGCUAUAUUGCUGUCGUCUCAGUAUUACAAUAAUUGGUCACCACGUUCUCGUACUGAAAGUAUAAGGCUUUACUAUCAGCCGUCAGUUCCAUACAAAAAACGAGAAUCAUCAGCAAGUGAGACAACAACCACAACUGUCGUUGGAAUGAAUUCAACAACGACAUUUCUCGAUCGAUCACGGGCAACCAUCUCCGAGGACCUCAACGAGUAA